This is a messenger RNA of Gracilinanus agilis (Agile Gracile Mouse Opossum), 4042 nucleotides long. It is a transcript of the gene JARID2, whose product is annotated as jumonji and AT-rich interaction domain containing 2. The transcript has 17 exons. Gene Ontology annotation, molecular function: histone demethylase activity; DNA binding. Gene Ontology annotation, biological process: chromatin remodeling. NCBI's taxonomy places the organism in Eukaryota, Metazoa, Chordata, Mammalia, Didelphimorphia, Didelphidae. The record is from RefSeq and is a predicted model, not a curated record. The coding region runs from base 370 to 3678 and encodes 1102 amino acids. Gene Ontology annotation, cellular component: nucleus.
GAGGGCAUAAAUGGGAGCCUGAAAACAGUGAAUGGGCUCCUUGCUAAUGGCCAGUCUAAGGGAUUAGGACCAGCAUCAGAACAGUCAGAGAAUGAGAAGGAUGAUGCAUCCCAAGUGUCCUCAACUAGCAACGAUGUUAGUUCUUCAGAUUUUGAAGAAGGGCCAUCAAGAAAAAGGCCCAGGCUUCAAGCACAAAGGAAGUUUGCUCAGUCCCAGCCGAACAGUCCCAGCACAACUCCUGUCAAGAUAGUGGAGCCUUUACUGCCCCCUCCAGCUACUCAGAUUUCGGACCUCUCUAAAAGGAAGCCUAAGACAGAAGAUUUCCUUACCUUUCUCUGCCUUCGAGGUUCCCCAGCGCUGCCCAACAACAUGGUAUAUUUCGGAAGCUCUCAGGAUGAGGAGGAUGUAGAAGAAGAAGAAGAAGAGACAGAAGAUACUAAAGCAGCCACAAACAAUGCUUCAUCUUCAUGCCAGUCCACCCCCAGGAAAGGGAAAACACACAAACACGUUCACAAUGGACAUGUUUUCAAUGGGUCCAGCAAAUCCUCAAAGGAGAAGGAACCUGCCCCGAAACACAGAAGCAAAGAGGCCACACCAGGGAAGGAGAAGAACAGUGAAUCCAGGGCUGAAAGCCGGAGGGAACAGGCUGCUGCUACCCACCCCCCGGCCACAAACACAGGCUCUUCAGCUAAAGGGCUUGCUGCUAACAACCACCACCACACUCUCCAUAGAUCGGCUCAGGACUUAAGGAAACAGGUUUCUAAGGUAAAUGGAAUCACUCGAAUGUCCUCUCUGGGUGCGAGUGCAGCCAGUGCCAAAAAGAUGCGAGAAGUGAGACCUUCACCGUCCAAAACUGUGAAGUACACUGCAACGGUGACAAAGGGGACUGUCACAUACACCAAAGCCAAGAGAGAACUGGUCAAAGAAACCAAACUCAAUCACCACAAGCCCAGUUCAGCCGUCAACCACACAAUCUCAGGGAAAAUUGAAAGUAGCAAUGCAAAAACCCGCAAACAGGUGCUAUCCCUCGGAGGCGCGUCCAGGGCCUCAGCGGCCCCUGGCGUCAAGGUCAAUGGCAAGUUGAACCCAAAGUCAUGCACUAAUAAGGAGGUGGGCAGGCAGCUGAGGGAGGGGCUGCGCACUUCCAAGAGGCGCCUGGAAGAGGCCCAUCCUGCAGAAAAGGCCCAGCCUCCUCCCAAGAAGAUGAAAGGCUCCGCCGAGGCCCCCAGUAAGAAGGCUGUGGUGGCGGCAGCUGCUUCUUCUGGGGCCGAGAAGAAGCCGCUGCUGAACGGACACCUCCGAAAGGAAGUGCCCGAGAAGAAUCUGGAGAGGAGCCGGCCUAAGCGCGCUGCAGCAGCUGCAGCCUCAGCAGCGGCCGGGGCGGGGAGGAGCCCGCCAGGGAAACAAGCACAUGGCAGAGCUGAAGCCGCUGCCGCCUCAGCCUCCUCAGCCUCGGCCGGGGAAAAUCGUUCUACCUCGCACACGGAGUCCUUGCACAAGCCCCCCGACUCCGCUGGAAAGCAGGAGAGGGGCGGCAGUGGCGGAGGAGGUGGGAGCGGUGGAGGGGGUGGGGGCAGGCCAGGCUGGGCUGGCACCCAUGAGAUCCCCACGCUGCGGCCCUCCGCCAAGGAGUUUCACGACCCGCUCAUCUACAUCGAGUCGGUCAGAGCUCAGGUAGAGAAGUAUGGCAUGUGCAGGGUGAUCCCGCCCCCGGACUGGAGGCCUGAGUGCAAACUCAAUGACGAGAUGCGCUUCGUGACCCAGAUCCAGCACAUCCACAAGCUGGGUCGGCGAUGGGGGCCCAACGUGCAGCGGCUGGCCUGCAUCAAGAAGCACCUCAAAUCUCAGGGCAUAACCAUGGAUGAGCUCCCACUCAUAGGAGGCUGUGAGCUGGACCUGGCCUGCUUUUUCCGGCUGAUAAAUGAGAUGGGCGGCAUGCAGCAAGUGACUGACCUCAAAAAAUGGAACAAACUCGCAGACAUGCUGCGCAUCCCCAAAACUGCCCAGGACCGGCUGGCAAAAUUGCAGGAAGCCUAUUGCCAGUACUUGCUGUCAUACGACUCCCUUUCUCCCGAGGAGCACCGGAAACUGGAGAAGGAGGUUCUGCUGGAAAAGGAGAUCUUGGAGAAGCGGAAAGGUCCUUUAGAGGGCCACUCCGAGAAUGCUUAUCACAAAUUCCACUCCCUGCCCCGAUUUGAGCCCAAAAAUGGCCUCAUCCAUGGUGUGGUUCACAAGAAUGGCUUCCGGAGCAAGCUGAAGGAGGUGGACCAUGUCCAGCUCAAAACAGGGAGACGGCGGCUCUUUGCUCAGGAAAAGGAGGUUGUCAAAGAGAAGGAGGAGGAGGAUAAAGGGGUCCUCAAUGACUUCCAUAAGUGUAUAUAUAAGGGAAGGUCUGUUUCUUUAACAACCUUUUAUCGAACGGCAAGAAACAUUAUGAACAUGUGUUUCGGCAAAGAACCUGCAGCGGCUGAAAUAGAGCAAGAGUAUUGGAAGUUAGUGGAACAAAAAGAAUGCCAUGUAGCAGUGCAUUGUGGGAAAGUGGAUACCAACACGCAUGGAAGCGGAUUCCCCGUGGGAAAAUCAGAACCAUUUUCAAGGCAUGGAUGGAAUCUUACGGUCCUUCCUAAUAAUACAGGAUCCAUCCUGCGUCACCUUGGUGCUGUUCCUGGAGUGACAAUUCCCUGGCUAAAUAUUGGCAUGGUCUUUUCUACCUCAUGCUGGUCUCGAGACCAAAAUCACCUUCCAUACAUUGACUACUUACACACUGGUGCUGAUUGUAUUUGGUAUUGCAUUCCUGCUGAGGAAGAGAACAAACUCGAAGAUGUGGUACAUACCCUGUUGCAAGCCAAUGGCACACCAGGGCUGGAAAUGCUUGAAAGUAAUGUAAUGAUCUCCCCAGAGGUGCUGUGCAAAGAGGGGAUCAAGGUGCACCGUACUGUACAGCAAAGCGGCCAGUUCGUCGUCUGUUUUCCAGGAUCCUUUGUGUCCAAAGUGUGCUGUGGCUACAGUGUUUCUGAAACUGUGCACUUUGCUACCACCCAGUGGACAAGUAUGGGUUUUGAGACGGCCAAGGAAAUGAAACGUCGCCACAUCGCCAAGCCAUUCUCCAUGGAGAAGUUACUCUACCAGAUUGCAACAGCAGAAGCAAAAAAGGAAAAUGGUCCCACCCUCAGUACCAUCUCCGCCCUUCUGGAUGAGCUCAGGGAUACAGAGCUAAGGCAACGAAGGCAGCUUUUUGAGGCCGGCCUCCAUUCAUCUGCACGCUAUGGCAGCCACGACAGCAACAGCUCAGUGCCGGAUGGGAAGAAGAAGCCUCGGAAGUGGCUGCAGUUAGAGACGUCCGAGAGGCGGUGUCAGAUCUGUCAGCACCUGUGCUACCUUUCCAUGGUCGUCCAAGAAAACGAAAAUGUCGUCUUCUGCCUGGAAUGCGCCCUCCGCCACGUGGAAAAGCAGAAAUCCUGCCGGGGACUGAAACUGAUGUACCGCUACGACGAGGAACAGAUUAUCAGUCUGGUCAAUCAGAUUUGUGGGAAAGUAUCUGGGAAAAAUGGCAGCAUUGAGAACUGUAUCAGCAAGCCUACACCAAAAAGAGGACCCCGCAAGAGAGCAACAGUUGACGUGCCAUCAUCUAGGCUUUCAUCCUCCAGUUCAUCCAAAAGUGCUUCAAGUUCAUCAUGAAGAUGCCAACACUCAUUGUCAAUUUAUAUAUAUUUUUUUGUAAUUAUUAUAUCCUAGUUUGGAGUACUUGCUGUAGAAUACAAGCUGUCUUUGCACUAGCUCUAAAGAAGAUUUUCUUCUGGUUUUAGAGAACUAAUUUUGUUUUAGCAUUAAAUUGUUGAAAUUUUUUUUGUACUUAGAUAGCUAGAUACUGCAGUUGGAUUUUUGGAAACUGCCGUAUAUUCACUGUUUUAAAACCCUUGAGGGGGCUGAGAUAUUAAUUUGUUAUCACCCCUCUGGCUAAGCAAAAGCCUUUUUUUGUUUGUUUUUUGUUGUUGUUGGAUUGGUUUUGUUUUCUUGGUUUUGUUUUGGUGGGGUUGUUACA